Molecule: messenger RNA, 4129 nt
Organism: Neltuma alba
Lineage: Eukaryota; Viridiplantae; Streptophyta; Magnoliopsida; Fabales; Fabaceae
Product: ABC transporter B family member 19
Exons: 10
Coding region: 172-3921 (1249 amino acids)
Biological process (GO): oligopeptide export from mitochondrion
Cellular component (GO): mitochondrial inner membrane
Molecular function (GO): ABC-type oligopeptide transporter activity; ATP binding; ATP hydrolysis activity
Source: RefSeq, a predicted model, not a curated record
CUUGUUUGAACCCAAAUGACUGCGACACUUCUUCCCCAGAGAGAACGGACUUCCUUGCUCAGAUCUUCUUCCUCAUGGCAUUGUAACACGAGUUAGUGUGAAGUCUCUCUGAGACUGAACCACUAUCCCAUCCUUUCUCACUUUGGAGGACUGUGCUUUUUUGGUGUGGUAAUGGCGGAAGCUGCGGAGACCAAAGCAGUGGCUGAGGCAGAGAAGAAGAAGGAGCAGAGUUUAUCCUUUUAUCAGCUCUUCUCUUUUGCGGAUAAGUAUGACUGGUUGCUCAUGAUCUCUGGGAGCGUGGGAGCUAUUGUUCAUGGCUCCUCCAUGCCGGUUUUCUUUCUUCUUUUCGGUGAAAUGGUUAACGGGUUUGGCAAGAACCAGAUGGAUUUGAAGAAAAUGACGGAAGAAGUAUCAAAGUAUGCUCUGUAUUUUGUGUACCUUGGCCUUGUCGUUUGCAUAUCAUCGUAUGCGGAAAUCGCUUGCUGGAUGUAUACCGGGGAGAGGCAAGUGAGCACGUUGAGGAAGAAGUAUUUGGAGGCAGUGCUUAGACAGGACGUUGGUUUCUUCGACACGGACGCCAGAACAGGGGAUAUUGUUUUCAGUGUCUCCACUGAUACUCUGCUUGUUCAAGAUGCUAUCAGCGAGAAGGUAGGGAACUUCAUACACUAUCUCUCAACUUUUCUGGCGGGUUUAGUGGUUGGUUUUGUGUCGGCAUGGAGGCUGGCGCUUCUGAGUGUGGCGGUGAUUCCAGGCAUUGCUUUUGCCGGUGGCUUGUACGCUUAUACACUCACUGGCCUCACUUCAAAGAGUCGCCAAUCUUAUGCCAAUGCCGGCAUAAUCGCCGAGCAGGCAAUUGCUCAAGUUCGAACUGUUUACUCAUACGUUGGUGAGAGCAAGGCCCUUAAUUCUUAUUCUGAUGCAAUACAAAACACGCUGAAGCUGGGAUACAAGGCUGGAAUGGCCAAAGGUUUGGGUCUAGGAUGCACAUAUGGGAUAGCAUGUAUGUCCUGGGCUUUAGUCUUUUGGUAUGCUGGCGUCUUUAUCAGGAAUGGACAGUCCGACGGAGGCAAGGCUUUUACCGCCAUUUUCUCCGCCAUUGUUGGUGGCAUGAGUUUGGGGCAGUCGUUUUCUAAUUUAGGGGCUUUCAGUAAAGGUAAAGCUGCAGGAUUCAAGUUGAUGGAGAUAAUCAAGCAGAGACCUUCCAUAGUGGAAGACGCAUCAGAUGGAAAAUGCUUGCCUGAGGUUCAUGGGAAUAUCGAAUUUAAAGAUGUCACUUUCAGCUAUCCAUCCAGGCCCGAUGUCAUCAUCUUUCGCGAUUUCGCAAUCUUUUUUCCUGCGGGGAAAACAGUGGCCGUUGUUGGCGGAAGUGGGUCUGGAAAGAGUACAGUGGUUUCACUGAUAGAGAGGUUCUAUGAUCCUAAUGAAGGGCAGGUUUUACUGGAUAAUGUAGACAUUAAGACGCUAGAGUUAAAAUGGUUACGUAGUCAAAUCGGGCUGGUGAAUCAAGAACCUGCACUGUUUGCAACUAGCAUUCAUGAGAAUAUACUCUACGGAAAACCUGAUGCAACCAUGGCUGAAGUAGAAGCUGCUGCUUCUGCUGCAAACGCUCAUAGCUUCAUUACCUUGCUUCCAAAUGGCUAUAAUACUCAGGUGGGAGAGCGAGGAGUUCAAUUAUCAGGUGGUCAAAAACAGAGGAUUGCAAUAGCGAGAGCUAUGUUGAAGAAUCCAAAGAUUCUUCUUUUAGAUGAAGCCACCAGUGCUCUUGACGCAGGUUCUGAAAGUAUUGUGCAAGAAGCACUGGACCGCCUUAUGGUUGGUCGUACGACUGUAGUUGUCGCCCACCGUCUUUCCACCAUAAGAAACGUAGACUCCAUUGCCGUUAUACAACAAGGACAAGUAGUUGAGACAGGGACGCAUGAAGAGCUGAUUGCCAAGGCCGGAACCUACGCGUCACUGAUUAGAUUCCAAGAAAUGGUUGGAAACAGAGACUUGUCCAACCCAUCAACUCGCCGGACUCGUUCAUCUCGGUUGAGCCAUUCGCUUUCGACCAAGUCUCUGAGCCUUCGGUCCGGGAGCUUGAGGAAUCUGAGCUACCAGUACAGCACCGGUGCAGAUGGUCGGAUUGAGAUGGUGUCAAAUGCAGAAACGGACAAGAAAAAUCCGGCUCCUCAGGGUUAUUUCUUCCGACUGCUCAAGUUAAAUGCCCCAGAGUGGCCCUACUCAAUCAUGGGAGCUGUAGGCUCUGUUCUUUCUGGGUUCAUUGGCCCAACAUUUGCCAUUGUGAUGAGCAAUAUGAUCGAGGUAUUUUACUAUAAGAAUUAUGCAUCCAUGGAGAAAAAGACUAAGGAGUUUGUUUUCAUAUAUAUCGGAGCUGGUCUUUAUGCCGUGGGUGCAUAUUUGAUACAACAUUACUUCUUCAGUAUCAUGGGGGAAAAUCUCACCACAAGGGUUCGAAGAAUGAUGCUUGCCGCAAUAUUAAGGAAUGAAGUUGGAUGGUUCGAUGAGGAGGAGCACAACUCAAGCCUGGUUGCAGCUAAGCUUGCGACGGAUGCUGCUGAUGUGAAGUCUGCUAUUGCUGAGAGGAUCUCAGUGAUUCUGCAGAACAUGACUUCUCUGCUAACUUCAUUCAUAGUUGCUUUUAUCGUGGAAUGGAGGGUUUCUUUGCUCAUCCUCGCAACCUUCCCUUUACUGGUUCUGGCUAAUUUUGCCCAGCAACUGUCACUGAAAGGGUUUGCAGGAGACACGGCGAAGGCACAUGCAAAGACAAGUAUGAUCGCCGGAGAAGGAGUGAGCAACAUCAGAACAGUCGCUGCUUUCAAUGCUCAGAACAAGAUCUUAUCUCUCUUCUGCCACGAGCUUCGUGUCCCACAGCGCCGGAGCCUCCGUCGCAGCCAAACUUCCGGCCUCCUCUUCGGUGUCUCCCAGCUCGCUCUUUACGCCUCUGAAGCACUCAUUCUCUGGUAUGGUGCCCACCUCGUCAGCAAAGGUGUCUCCACCUUCUCCAAGGUCAUCAAAGUUUUUGUCGUCCUCGUCAUCACAGCUAAUUCAGUUGCAGAAACUGUGAGUCUCGCUCCGGAGAUCAUCAGAGGUGGUGAAGCUGUCGGCUCCGUCUUCUCAAUCCUCGACCGUCAAACGAGGAUCGACCCAGAUGAUCCCGACGCCGACCCGGUGGAAACAGUUCGCGGAGAAAUUGAACUCAGACACGUGGACUUCGCAUACCCGUCACGACCCGACGUGAUGGUGUUCAAAGAUCUUAAUCUCAGGAUCCGCGCAGGGCAGAGUCAAGCUCUUGUGGGAGCAAGUGGGUCCGGCAAGAGUUCAGUGAUCGCACUGAUUGAACGUUUCUACGAUCCAGUUGCAGGGAAAGUUAUGAUAGACGGAAGGGACGUUAAAAGACUAAAUCUCAAGUCACUGAGGCUCAAGAUCGGGCUAGUCCAACAAGAACCGGCCCUGUUCGCAGCAAGCAUAUUGGAUAACAUAGCCUACGGCAAAGAAGGCGCCACCGAAGCAGAGGUAAUAGAAGCGGCGCGUGCAGCCAACGUGCACGCAUUCGUGAGUAGUUUGCCAGAAGGCUACAAGACUCCAGUUGGGGAGAGAGGGGUUCAACUAUCGGGGGGACAGAAACAGAGGAUCGCCAUAGCCAGGGCGGUUCUGAAGGACCCUGCAAUACUGCUAUUGGACGAGGCGACGAGUGCGCUUGAUGCGGAGUCAGAAUGUGUGCUUCAAGAAGCGUUAGAGAGGCUGAUGAGGGGUCGAACCACCGUGCUUGUGGCUCACCGAUUAUCAACCAUAAGAGGCGUCGACAGUAUUGGGGUGGUGCAAGACGGACGCAUCGUAGAACAGGGGAGCCACGGCGAGCUGGUUAGCCGACCGGAGGGCGCAUAUUCCAGACUCUUGCGGCUACAGCAGCAUCGCAUGUGAAGACCGUUAUAAUUUGAUUUUAUGAAUAUAUGAAGACGACCUUGCUGGGGUUGAUCGUUAUGUUUGCGUAAUUUAGUUGACCUAGUUCGUGCUCGUUUCUUCUGUAGAUGUGGAUAAUGUGGGGAUAUGGGGGGUUUGUACGUUGAGGACAAAGUUGCUCUGUUUGCAAUGGAGCCCACAGUAUUUAUAAAAUUAAUCACUCGACAAU